AUGUCUUGGAAAGAGGAUAAUGAUUGCUGCUCUUGGGAUGGAGUCACAUGUGAUAAGGUAACGGGUCAUGUGAUUGAUCUCGACCUUAGUUGUAGCGGGCUUUACGGAAACAUCCCUUCUAAUAGUAGUGUUUUUUUCCUUCCUCAAUUGCAAAAACUCAAUCUAGCUUUCAAUGAUUUCGAUUACUCUCAAAUUUCCUCUAAUUUUGGUCAAUUGAUCAGCUUGACACAUCUUAAUCUCUCUGCCUCAAACUUUAAUGGUUCUAUUCCAUCUGAAAUCUCACAUUUGUCUAAUUUGGUUUCACUAGACAUCUCAAGUGUACUUGAUGUCUACCCAAUCAUUUAUCGUUCCUACUAUUUGAAUGUUCCAUUGAGUAUUGAAAGACCUGUUUUUGAAAGGAUAGUUCAAAAUCUGACUAUGUUAAAAACCCUUGCUCUAAACUAUGUAGACAUGUCUACCAUCAUACCUAAUUCAUUGAUGAAUCUAUCUUCAUCUUUGACUUCUCUAAGUCUUUGUUACUCUAUAUUGCAAGGGAACUUUCCAACUCAAAUCUUUCGCCUACCAAAUCUACAAAUUCUUAGGUUAAGAGGUAACUUCAACUUAACAGGUAGUUUUCCCAAAGUUAAUUGGAGUAGUCCACUCAAGUCUCUGGAUGUCACUGACAUUAACUUUUCAAAACAGUUACCUAAUUCAAUAGGCAACCUCUUGUCCUUGAGGGAAUUCUAUCUUGAGAAUUGCACUCUGAUGGGAUCAAUUCCCACAUCAUUUGGAAACCUUACACAACUUAGUUAUUUGAGUCUCGGGUAUAACAAAUUCAGUGGUCAAAUACCAUCAUUCUUGUCAAAUUUGGUCCAACUUUGUCUUUUAGAUCUGUCAUUCAAUAAUUUUAUUGGUCAAUUUCCAGAAUUUUUUGUCAACUUAACACAACUUUCUAGUUUAGACUUGUCAAGUAAUCAACUCACUGGUCCCAUUUCUUCUCAUGUCAAUGCCCUUCAAAAGUUAGUUGAUAUUCGUUUGAAUAGCAACAACUUGAAUGACACUAUACCAUCUUGGUUAUUCACUCUACCAUUAUUGGAAAGUCUAGACCUUAGUGAAAACCAAUUAACGGGUCAUAUUGAUCAAUUUCAAAGUAAAUCUUUGAAAAACCUUUAUUUGGAUGGUAAUGCACUAACUGGCUCUAUUUCAACUUCAAUAUUUGAACAAGUGAAUUUAACCGUGCUCACACUUUCUUCAAACAAUUUUAGUGGAAUUGUAAAGCUUCACUUAUUUUCAAAGCUUAAAAACCUUCUUUUGCUUGAUCUUUCUCAUAAUAGUUUAUCAAUUAACACUACAUUCAAAGCCAGUUCAUCCUUUCCACAACUUGAUUAUUUGAAGUUAUCUGGUUGCAACUUGAGUGAAUUCCCAGAUAUACUAAGAAGUUUUAAUCAAUUAAGGUAUUUAGAUCUCUCUGAAAAUAAAAUCAGUGGUCAAAUACCUAAUUGGAUGUGGGAAAUUGGAAUGGAUACUUUAGCCUAUCUAAAUCUUUCCUUCAACUACUUGACCAACAUAGAAAAGCUUCCAUUGGAGAAUCUUUUUAUUCUAGACCUUAAUUCAAACAAGCUCCAAGGAUCACUUCCAAUUCCACCGUCUUCCUUGACAGUCUUAUUUUUGUCCAACAACAAAUUGUCAGGAGAGAUACCAGAUUUGAUUUGCAAUAAGAGUGUCCUGGAAAUUCUAGAUCUUUCUAACAAUAGCUUCAGUGGCAACAUUCCAAUAUGCAUGGGAAACUUUAGCUAUCUUCAUGUGUUGGAUUUGAGGAAAAAUAAACUCAGUGGCACAAUUCCAGGAAGCUUUGCAAAAGGCAGUCUAUUGAGGACCCUCAACUUGAAUGAGAAUGAAUUGGAAGGGCCAAUCCCACGAUCUUUGGUCAAUUGUACGAUGCUUGAAGUUCUAGAUAUUGGCAACAACAAGGUAAUUGAUACCUUCCCAUAUUGGCUACAAAGUCUCCCUGAAUUGCAAGUUCUUGUACUUCAUUCAAAUAAAUUUUAUGGUUCUGUACGAGGUUGCUCAGAAAUGAAUCAUUGUUUUCCAAAGUUGAAAGUACUUGACCUCUCAAAGAACAAAUUUGGUGGUCCAUUGCCAGCCUCGUAUUUCAAAAAUCUUCAAGCCAUGAAGGAUGUUGGUGAAGUUGGGACGAAGUUACAAUAUAUUGGUGAAAGUUAUUAUCAAGAUUCCAUUACAGUAACAAUGAAAGGGCAUCUGUUUGGAUUUAUGAGAAUAUUCGUGGCUUUCACUGCUAUUGAUUUUUCAAAUAAUAACUUCUGUGAAGAGAUUCCAGAAGUAAUUGGAGAGCUUUAUUCACUUAUACACCUCAAUCUUUCUUCAAACAAUUUAACAGGUUGCAUUCCAUCAUCACUUGGAAAUUUGAAUGCUCUUGAGUCUUUAGACCUCUCUUUCAACAAGCUUGGUGGAAAAAUUCCAUGGCAGUUGGCAAAUUUAGACUUUCUUCAAGUGCUAGACUUGUCUCAAAACCAACUCACAGGGCCCAUUCCACGGGCACCGCAUUUUGAUACCUUUCCAAAUACGUCAUACGCCGGAAACACGGGAUUGUGUGGAUUCCCUUUGUCAAAAGAAUGCAAAAGUGAUGGAACACUACAACCGCGGUCAGAAAUAGAAGAUAAUGCAGAGUCUACAAAUGGAUUCGGUUGGAAAGUGGUGUUGAUAGGCUAUGCGUCUGGAAUGGUGAUUGGACUGUUCAUGGGAUAUCUUGUAUUUUCAACAGGAAAGCCUCAGUUGCUUGUAAGGAUAGUUGAAGGAGAAACCGUAGAAAGAGGAGGAGGCCGAAUGCGAGACGUUGAGGAAGAAGAGAAUAGUGGUUUCAUGUUCUACAGGCCAAGUAUUGUUUUGAACUAG
This is a messenger RNA of Mangifera indica (mango), 2892 nucleotides long. RefSeq names its product receptor-like protein 33. Lineage: Eukaryota; Viridiplantae; Streptophyta; Magnoliopsida; Sapindales; Anacardiaceae. The record is from RefSeq and is a predicted model, not a curated record. Gene Ontology annotation, molecular function: protein binding. The coding region runs from base 1 to 2892 and encodes 963 amino acids. The transcript has a single exon.